This is a messenger RNA of Cajanus cajan (pigeon pea), 679 nucleotides long. The record is from RefSeq and is a predicted model, not a curated record. NCBI's taxonomy places the organism in Eukaryota, Viridiplantae, Streptophyta, Magnoliopsida, Fabales, Fabaceae.
CCCAUUUCAUCAUUUCUCUUCUCACAACUCUCAUCAGUAUAGUUCAUUCACCAUGACUUCUUCUUCUUCCAAUUACUCCGACAGCAUCCAAAACUACAGAUUCGAUGUAUUCAUCAGUUUCAGAGGUGUUGACAUUCGUAACUCCUUUGUUGAUCAUCUCUACGCUCAUUUCAUCCGAAAGGGUCUUUUUGUCUUUAAGGACGACAAAAGACUCGAGAAAGGAGAAUCCAUUUCAGAACAACUUCUACAAGCGAUUAAAGAUUCACGGAUUUCUAUCAUCGUCUUCUCCGAAAAUUAUGCUUCCUCAUCGUGGUGUCUAGAAGAAAUGGCCGCUAUAUUCGAUUGCAAACAACAGUUGAAGCAAACAGUUUUCCCCGUUUUCUACGAUGUGGAUCCAUCUCAUCUAAGAUAUCAGUGUGGGGUAUACCAAAAUGACUUUGAUUUACACAGACGGAAGAAGUUCAAACACGAUCCAGACAAGAUUCGUCGAUGGGAGACAGCUAUGACGGAUUUGGCCAAUUCAGCUGGUUGGGAUGUCAGGAACAGGUAUGUAGUAUUACGUUUAUUCUAUUCUCUUUCUUUUGCUGAAUUCAUAGCAUAUCACAUGUUUGAAUGCAUUUUAAAUUUAAUUUAAAUAUAACUAAUCAAAUUUUAGAAAAAUUAUAAUUGAGGGUACCGA